Silurus meridionalis is the source of this 921-nucleotide messenger RNA. Its product is annotated as trace amine-associated receptor 6-like. The coding region runs from base 1 to 921 and encodes 306 amino acids. The transcript is spliced from 3 exons. The record is from RefSeq and is a predicted model, not a curated record. NCBI's taxonomy places the organism in Eukaryota, Metazoa, Chordata, Actinopteri, Siluriformes, Siluridae. Gene Ontology annotation, molecular function: trace-amine receptor activity. Gene Ontology annotation, cellular component: membrane. Gene Ontology annotation, biological process: G protein-coupled receptor signaling pathway.
AUGGACCCUGCCAGGAUCCAGGCCAUCCGGGAUUGGCCAGCCCCCACCUUCCGCCGCCAACUACAAAGGUUCCUUGGCUUCGCCAAUUUUUAUGGCCGCCUAAUCAAGAGCUAUAGUUUAGUGGCGGCACUCCUCCACCACCUGAUGUCCUUCCUCCACUCAUUACUUUGGGGUCUCAAGGCUGAGAAGGUGUUUUUCGAGCUUAAGCAGCAAUUCACCAAGGCACCCAUUCUCAUCUUUCCCAACCAAGCCUGGAAAUUCGUAGUUAAGGUUGAUGCCUCCAACAUAGCGGUCUCCCAGCUGUACGUGUGUUCAGCUGCUGUGGUUCUUCUAACAGUGUGUGGAAAUCUGCUCGUCAUCAUCUCUGUUCUUCACUUCAAGCAGCUUCACACACCAUCUAACAUCCUCGUGUUCUCACUGGCUGUGUCGGAUUUCUUCAUCGGUGCUUUAGUGAUGCCUCUGAUGUUAAUCUGGAUUAUCGAGUCGUGCUGGAUUUUUGGGAGAAGUUUUUGCAUCAGUUUUUGGUUAAUUGGCAGUUUAGGUUUGGUCUUAUCCAUCUAUAAUAUCGCUCUGAUCUCUGUGGAUCGCUAUUUGGCUCUUUCAAACCCAUUUUUCUACACAGACACAAUCUCUACAAGUAUAAUGUGCACUGUGGAGAGAAAAGCAGCCAAAGUCCUCGGCAUUUUAGUGGCCGUGUUUCUGGCGUGUUUACUUCCGUAUUUUAUUUACAGUUUAUUAGGUGGCGUUAUUGAAAUACAGGCAGAAACUAUUUGUAAAUUAAUUCUCCUGAAUUAUAUUAGUUCCACCAUUAAUCCUUUUAUUUACGCUCUGUUUUAUCCGUGGUUUAGGAGGUGCAUUAAAUUAAUUAUAACUCUGCAGAUAUUCCAGACAGAUUCUGCAUUAAUCAAUGUUCUUUCAUAA